GGCCCACUGGGAAGCGGCCUCCGUCCAUUUCCGUGCCCGUCCCCCUCCGAAACUACAGCUCCCAGCGUGCCCUGCGCCGUCCCCAUGGCGACGGGGAGCCAGGCCCGGGCCCGGGCCCUGAAGAGCAGCGAUGCCCAAGGCCAGUGAUACUUUAUGGGACCUUGCUAUAGCUGAAGUGGAGAAGAGAGAAAAGCCUGACGACGAUGGCAAGCGUGUGGAAGUUUGGGAAAAAUCAGUAUUAUUUAUGGGAAACAAAAAUGGGGGAAAGACCACUAUUAUACUGAGGUGUCUUGAGAGGGAAGAGAUUCCAAAGCCAACGUUAGCCUUGGAAUAUACUUUUGGAAGAAGGGCAAGAAGACACAAUACACCUAAAGAUAUAGCUCAUUUUUGGGAACUAGGUGGUGGAACCUCAUUACUGGAACUGAUUCGAAUACCAAUCACUAGCAACAACAUAAGGUCAUUUGCUGUAGUCCUUGUAUUGGAUUUGUCCAAACCUAACGAACUCUGGACUACUAUGGAGAAACUUCUGCAGGUCACCAGGAACCACGUGAACAAAAUUUUAACCAAACUAGAAAAGACAAAUCCCGAAGUAGCUACUGAAAUUAAACAGAGGAUGCGGAACAAUCUGCAGAGGGAUCAUCCAGAUUAUGAGUUAGUUGACCCUUUUCCAAUACCCUUGGUGAUAAUUGGAAGCAAGUAUGAUAUUUUUCAUGAGUUUGACUCUGAAAUGAGGAAAAUUAUAAGCAAGACACUUCGAUUUGUUUCACAUUAUUAUGGAGCAUCAUUAGUGUUUACCAGUAAAUCUGAGGCUCUCCUCCUGAAAGCCCGUGCUCUUAUUAAUCACCUGGCAUUUGGCUACGAUAAAAGCAAGUCUGUAUCAGUGGAUCACAGCAAACCUCUGUUUAUACCAGCAGGCCUGGAUUCGCUCAGCCAAAUAGGACCACCACCUGCCUCUGAUAGUGACAUUGGAAAGAUGCAUGCAAACACACCGUUGGAACUGUGGAAGAAAGUAUUUGAGAAAACAUUUCCUCCCAAGAGUUUUUGUGAUUUACACGAUACCAAGGACCCUGCACAGGAUUUACAAUACGCUGAGUACGAAGUCGAUGUCAUGAGAGCUCAGAAAAACCAGGAACUUGAACAAUACAAAAGAAAUGCCUCUAAAUCCUGGAAAGAAAUGGAUUUUGACUGAUUGAUGAAAUGCUAUAGGUGUCUUCAGGUUAACACAAAAUUAUUUAAUCAUUUUAACAUGGUACUAGCAAUUUAAUCUGAUGCAGUUGAAGAUAUACAAUAUCAAACUACAAAAUUAAUAUUUAUUAAGCAUUCCUGUUACUAUUUUUAAUAAAAAUGGCUGUUUAUUCAUUCAAUCCAAAUUUCAGUGUAUCUUGGUACUGACACAGAGUUUUAAGAAGUGGGGAGAAAGGAGUUCUAGAUUAUUCAGAGAUGGGUCUGACUGCGAAGACUGGCAUUAGUCAGUUCUACCUAUAAGUUAUAACACAUUAUUUCAUUAAUUUUUGAAUGCUUCUGUCCUAAACAUGUAUUUAUUUCCCACCCAAAACAUGAAACUGCAUAGUAAAUUAUGCUAGGCAUCUUUUCCUAGUUCCUUCCAUGUAUAAUUCAAGAGCAAAGCUUAAGAAUAUAUUUGCAUCAUUGUUCGAUGUAUUUGAAUAGGAUAGUUCCACAAAAACUGGCAGAAUAAAGUGGAAUUAAAACCAGGUUUGACGUGAUCUAAAAUUCAGAAGUUUUCUUUAUCUCUGUUUCAGUAUCAUACAGAUUAACACAGGAAUUAUUUCUUGCAAUGUAUAAUGUUGUAAUAACUUUGCACACGAUUCAGAAGGCAACAUUUCUGUCAAAUAUGCAAAUGCUAGGAAGUCAGUCUAGGCAAUUUGUCAGAUAUUUGGUUAGUGGUGGAAGUAUCAUUGAUUCACGUACAGCCUAAGCUGGUGAAAUGCUACCGUAAACCAGAUACAGCUUUUUGUCCAUGGGCAUCCUCGCUGUUACCAGAUGGCCUGAGUGUUUUGAGAAUACGCAAGAGAAGAUCUAGAUUAAAGCCAGAGGUAUCUCUUGAGAGCUAAGACUUGUUGUUAGAGAAUAAAUGGCUGAACAGUCACUUGGCAGAUGAGAUCGUAAGAACGUUCCCUGACAAACAACCCUACGUGCGCAUAAAAAUGGGAAAAACAAACUAAUGUGGUAUCUUUCCAGCUCUUUAAAGUUAUAUGCUAUUUUUUAACAUAUUUGUUCAUCACAUAUUUUUCUGAUAUAACAUUUGUAUCUUAGAAUAUUAUACAUAAAGAUAUUAGAAAAAAAUCUGGCCUUACACUGAAGUGGAGAACUUGCAUUAACUGGAGGAUUUGACAUUUUAUUAACAACAAAAAAAUUGUUCUGGUAAUUCACAAACUGUUUCCAAAACAAUAAUGAAACAACUCAAUAAUGAAAAGAAGGAAUGGAUAUAAAUAACAUAAUUGUCUUCUGUGAUUUACCGUCGUUUACAAGACAAAAAGAUGUUAGGUAAUUUUUAUAUUGCUUAAAGAUCCUGUACUCGUUGGUUGUAAAGUAUGCAUAAGAUUAAAAUGGAGUGAUUUCUUGAUUUUGUCUUUAUUUACACAUAAUUGAUAUGUUGUGUUUCUACAAAUCCCAAAAAUGGUAUCAAAAGAAAGCAUAGGAGUUAAAAAUACGAAAUUUACUAGCUGUUAUACCUCUCUGCUUAUUGGUUACAGUUAAAAAACAAAACAGUGUGAAAA
Messenger RNA from Chroicocephalus ridibundus (black-headed gull), 2738 nucleotides. RefSeq names its product dynein cytoplasmic 2 light intermediate chain 1 (gene DYNC2LI1). Gene Ontology annotation, cellular component: axoneme; ciliary basal body; cytoplasmic dynein complex. The record is from RefSeq and is a predicted model, not a curated record. NCBI's taxonomy places the organism in Eukaryota, Metazoa, Chordata, Aves, Charadriiformes, Laridae. Gene Ontology annotation, molecular function: dynein heavy chain binding. The transcript is spliced from 13 exons. Bases 131 to 1189 code for a protein of 352 amino acids. Gene Ontology annotation, biological process: intraciliary retrograde transport; intraciliary transport involved in cilium assembly.